Messenger RNA from Hylaeus anthracinus, 1313 nucleotides. Its product is annotated as putative 3-methyladenine DNA glycosylase. Lineage: Eukaryota; Metazoa; Arthropoda; Insecta; Hymenoptera; Colletidae. The transcript is spliced from 5 exons. The coding region runs from base 189 to 1295 and encodes 368 amino acids. The record is from RefSeq and is a predicted model, not a curated record. Gene Ontology annotation, biological process: base-excision repair. Gene Ontology annotation, molecular function: DNA binding; alkylbase DNA N-glycosylase activity.
UCCCUCACAUACCGCACGAGAAACUGCUCUGUAGUUGAAAUUUGAAUUUGGCAGUCUUCGUGCCCGCGUAACGCGAUGUGGAAUUAUUAUUAAGUGUAUUGCAAUUUAUAUCGUUUUUUGUAGAGAAUAUUGUUCGACAAACGUUUAACAGUGUUGUGAAGUUUCGUUUUGUGUGGUGUGUUUCAUCGAUGAAGAGAACGCGGUUUAAUACAAAGGCAAAGUCGGGCAAUGAAGGAAUACCAGUAAAGGAUACCAGUAAAGAUGAAACAGGAAUGGAAUCGAAGGACAAUAAAUAUCAUUUAGAGGUACAAGCUAAGAAUUUACUUAACGAAAAAUUAAAUAAUUCGUUAGCAAUGUUACAAACUCAAAGUGAAGUUAUUGAUACUGCAAAGUCUUCUAGUACGUCAUCUUCAGAAGAUGUUAAGGCUUCUGACAAAAGUGGAGAAAGUAAACUUAAUUUAAAAAGCUUGAAAGACAGGAAUAAAAGAGUUAAUGAGGAAUUAAAACCAAAUACACGUCCUGCAAAAAAUAAACCUAGGGCUGUAGUAGAUCUUGAAAUGAUGAAGGAAGAAUUAAAACAGUUAGAAGAUCCACCUUUAAGUACAUGGGAAAAAGAGAUAUGUUCUAAUAGGCUGCCAUUCUCAUUUUUUGAUUCCCCUUGCGAGGACUUAGCUCAAAAUUUAUUAGGGAAAGUACUAGUUCGUUACCUUGAGAAUGGAACUAUUUUAAAGGGCAGAAUUGUUGAAACAGAAGGCUAUUUAGGUGUGGUUGACAAAGCAUCGCACACAUAUCAGAAUAAAAUUACUCCUCGUAAUAUACCAAUGUAUAUGCCACCAGGGACUAUCUAUGUAUAUAUGACCUAUGGCAUGUAUCAUUGUUUCAAUAUAUCUAGUCAAGAGUCAGGAGCAUAUGUGCAAAUCAAGGCAGUGGAACCAAUACUUGGUGUUGAUUAUAUGGAAUUGCUAAGAAAUAUGCGAUUAGAAGAAAACAAAAAAGAAAAAAAAAUCAUGGAAAAUGUUCAACGUAUUAAACAAUAUGAACUUUGUAACACUCCAUCCAAGAUUUGUACAGCUUUUGUUAUUGAUGAAGAUAGUUUCCAUACAAAAAAAAUUUACGACUGCAAUGAUUUAUGGGUAGAAUAUGAUCCUUACAUAAAAUCAACAACUAUUGUAGCAGCACAUCUUAAUAAUGAUUUGAAACAUAAUGAGCAAAAAGUGUGGAGAUAUUAUGUAUUAGGAAGUUCUAGUGUUACUCAGAGAAAUAUUGAAUCCGAAGAACAUGCUUAUGAUAUCUAACAAUUUGUAUCAUCCGUA